Molecule: messenger RNA, 666 nt
Organism: Clonostachys rhizophaga
Lineage: Eukaryota; Fungi; Ascomycota; Sordariomycetes; Hypocreales; Bionectriaceae
Source: the annotation of a GenBank genome assembly
AUGCCAUUAGUAGCGAGCUGUCCAACAGCAACCUGCUCCUUCAAAAAGUACCUCUCACUUACAGUAUGCGCCAAGGUCAAGGACGUCAGUCAGUUUCUAAAUGUCUCUACGAUCGCCUCUGGCGAAGGCGGAUUUAAGGAUAACAGCCAUACACGAACAUACUCUGCCGCGCUACCAAAUGGGAUACACUUGAGAACCACUGCCACGUAUUCUCUGUGGACCCAGCCAGGGAACGCUUCAUCACUUAGCUUCCAUGAAGACGCAGGAUACCCAGCAGCGUUAGCAAAUCACUUCAUCAUCCAUUCCCGAGCCGCUGACAACGACAGUAGCCCCUUUUCACCAGAGAGCACUGAUAAGACACGACAACACCAGCACCAGCAGCCCGAAUUUGGUGCACUAGAAGUAUUGAUAUAUAUGUGUAUCAAUGAGUACGAUACUAGCGUAAAAGAAGGAAAGUCUCGUACACAACAGAGAACCUUGUCAUCAUCUCUCUUGAAAGAUGAACAAGGUAGAGUUAGGGAGAUCCCAAAGCUUCACUGCCCUACUCUUAGGUCGGGCUCAGAUACUGUUGAUUGCAUUAUGCCCAGCACAUACAACUCCCAGGAGGCAAGUACAAAUUUGUCCUUUCCUCCUGGGAUAGACCAAAAUCAAGAGUACGCCAACUAG